AUGAAUUCACUGUGUCCCAGUUGUGACAAAAAACGGGGUUCUAUGAACAACACAAACUGGAUUCGGCAUAAGGAAUCUUGUCAUAAAAAGACUAAGACUCUUAAAAAAACUGCUUCCAGUAUAAUUUCAAAAUAUUUUAAUAAAAUUGAAGUAAUUGAACAACCACUUUUGGAUAAUGCGUUUAGUGAUACUGAGAAACUAUGCGAGCCUGUUGAUCAAAAUUGUAGAAAUUCUUAUGUAGAAGUAGUUCAGAAUAAUGAUGAACAUAUUGUUGAUAGUAACUUGCAUGAUAUAAAUGAUGAAGUGGACAAAACAAUAUCAAUUUCUAAUUUGAAAAAUAUUGACUUACAAAACUGUUUGUUUCCAAAUGAUCCUUUAGUCCUGGAUAAUGUGUUUAAUGAUACUGAGAAACUAUGUGAGCCUGUUGAUCAAGAUUGUAGUAAUUCUUAUGUAGAAGUAGUUCAGAAUAAUGAUGAACAUAUUGUUGAUAGUAACUUGCAUGAUAUAAAUGAUGAAGUGGACAAAACAAUAUCAAUUUCUAAUUUGAAAAAUAUUGACUUACAAAAUUGUUUGUUUCCAAAUGAUCCUAUUAGAAUUCCAUCUAAGCUCUCACAUGUUUUGCUUAAUUAUUUUUUUGAACAUGGAGCGUGCCAACCCAGUCCUUUUGAUUUACCUAAUAAAAUGUUUCCAAAAACAAAAGACUCAACAGGAAAGUUACGUUCAUUUCAUGAAUGUUACUAUUUUACAAAUAUUCCCACUAAACCAACUCCAAUUAAACGUCAAUGGCUGUCAUAUUCACCAACAGUGGACCAAAUAUUUUGUAUAACUUGCAAGCUAUUCAGUUUAAAAAAGGGUAAAAAUCGGAAUUUAGUGGACCAUGGAUCUAACAAUUGGAAACAUUUAAAAAGAACUAUUGAAAACCAUGAAUCCUCAACGGAACAUUUACAAGCAGAAAUAAGUUGUGGCAUUUAUACUAAAAAUCAACGUUUAGAUUUAACACUUUUACAUUCUGCUAAUCAACAAAUUGCUUCAAAUAGGGAAUUAUUGCGAGUGAUCAUAGAUGCACUUUUAUAUACUGCUCGCCAAAACAUAGCUCUUCGUGGACAUAAUGAAAAAAAAACUUCCCUUAACAGAGGGAAUUUUUUAGAGCUUUUAAGUGUAUUGAGUAAUAACCACGCUGGUUUAAAAAAUCAUUUAGAUCUAAUAAAUAUGUCUAAUACACGCCAAAGAGUAUCAUUUAUAUCUAACAGAAGCCAAAAUAAAUUAUUGAACAUUAUGUCUGAAUCAAUUCGUUCACAAAUAUUAAAAAAUGUUAAUGAUGCAGGAAUAUUUGCAGUAAUCAUUGAUACUACCACUGAUAUAGCUAAUUAUGAACAGUUAACAUUUGUUUUGAGAUAUGUGAACAAUAGUGGUAGUAUUGAAGAACGUUUGGUAGCUUUGGAAACCGCAGCUGAUGGAACCGGACAAGGGUUAUUUAAAAAAUUUUGCAGUAUAACUGAAAAGUAUAAUUUAAAUUGGCGUCAAAAUCUAUGUGCGCAGUCCUAUGAUGGUGCUGCAUCUAUGCAAGACAUAUAUUCUGGCCUUCGGACAUUAAUUCAAAAAGAAAAUCCCAACGCUAUAUAUGUAUGGUGCUUCGCACAUCUACUGAAUUUGGUUGUUGUAGAUACUUGUGAUUGUUGUGAAGUAACGAAACAUUUUUUUGGUGAAGUUCAAGCAUUAGUUUCAUUUUUUCGGGCAAGAAAAAGAACUGCCACUUUCAUCGAAUGUCAACAGCAGUUAUAUCCAGGUGAUAGAACACGCCGGCUUAAAUGCUUUUCCGACACUAGGUGGACUUCACAUGGAAGGGUUAUAACUGUUCUAUUUGAAAGAUUUGGAGCAAUAUUAGAAACAUUAAAAAGGUUAGUAAAUGACAAUGAUAGAGUAACUUCAUCGGGUGCUAAAAGUCUUUUAACAGUAAUCACAUUUGAAUUUAUACUUACAAUGAUCUUAAAUAAAAAUAUAUUUGCAAUAACCACACCUUUAUCCAAUUACUUACAAAGUAAAUCCAUAGAUUUUAUUCAGGCAUUAAAUUUGGUUGAUGCAUCUAAAGAAAAAUUAACUUCUAUGCGCUGUGAUGAAGAAUUUGAACUAACAGUAAAUGAAGCAAAACGUUUUGCUGAAAACACACAACAUGUCAGAGUUAAAUUUAGUGGUGCCAGAGAAAUACUUAAAGAUUUAUCUCUUUUGUCUCCUGAACGACUGAUGAAUAUGAAAAAAGACAAUAAAUCUAUUCCAGAAGAUAGUUUCCAUAAUAUAUCAAAUUGGUUAAAAGAUAUUAACGGAAAUGAUUUGAAACGUGAAUACAUUAUGUUUAGUCAUAGUUUAAGUGAUCUCGUUUCAGGAUUAGAAACACCAUUAUUGUUACACAAGCCAGGUGGCCCAGAUGAUACAUAUGAUACGGAUUCAAGUGACAAUACUAACACUGAUGAUGAGAACAACACAGGUCUAGCAAAUCCGGAAACCAAAAUUACAAUCAAUACAAUUUUGCAUGUACUAUCUAAUUAUAAUUUGAUGUCAGCUUUCCCAAACUUAUACUUGGCAUAUAAAGCGCUUGGGACUAUACCUGCUACUUCGGCGUCAGCAGAACGUACCUUUUCUAAGGUGAAGUUAAUCAAAACCAGAUUAAGAUCCACUAUUGAUCAAAAUAGACUGGAAAGUUUGAUGUUAAUCAGUUGUGAGAAAGACAUACAAAUUAACUAUAAUGAAGUUAUUGACACAUUUGGAUUAUCAUCACAGGUUUUAAAGGAUGCAUUGAUGUUCAAAUAA
Molecule: messenger RNA, 2805 nt
Organism: Rhopalosiphum padi (bird cherry-oat aphid)
Lineage: Eukaryota; Metazoa; Arthropoda; Insecta; Hemiptera; Aphididae
Product: zinc finger MYM-type protein 1-like
Exons: 6
Coding region: 1-2805 (934 amino acids)
Molecular function (GO): protein dimerization activity
Source: RefSeq, a predicted model, not a curated record